AUGCGUCUUUUACUUAUUGGAGGUAUCGCUGAAAUUGAUGUCAAUGAUUUGAAGGAACAUACCAAUUACCAAGGAUAUACAGAAUCAGAUGAGAUUAUACAGUUUAAAGACUUACAAGGAAGUGAUGGACCUCGUAGAUUCACAAUUGAAAAAGUAAUAGAUAUCACUCAGUUGCUGAAGAGUCAUACCUGUGUUAGUAAUAAUGAUUCUAACUCAACAGACUCAAUUUUGUCAGAAAAAGAUAUUACAAAAUUCAAAGCUAAGGUUAUAAUCGAACUUGAUAAAUCUGAUUCAAUUCCAGCAAAAUGGUUCACAUUUGAAUUAGAUAAUUUUGGCAUUUUUCAAGAUAGUCUAGUUAAACAUAUUCAAAUAUGCAUUAAUAAUGAUAAUUUCAAUAAAAAUGAUAUUUAG
This is a messenger RNA of Cetraspora pellucida, 411 nucleotides long. The record is from the annotation of a GenBank genome assembly. NCBI's taxonomy places the organism in Eukaryota, Fungi, Glomeromycota, Glomeromycetes, Diversisporales, Gigasporaceae.